This is a messenger RNA of Neltuma alba, 1685 nucleotides long. RefSeq names its product vesicle-associated protein 2-2. Bases 530 to 1357 code for a protein of 275 amino acids. The record is from RefSeq and is a predicted model, not a curated record. Lineage: Eukaryota; Viridiplantae; Streptophyta; Magnoliopsida; Fabales; Fabaceae. The transcript has 8 exons. Gene Ontology annotation, cellular component: plasma membrane; endoplasmic reticulum membrane. Gene Ontology annotation, biological process: endoplasmic reticulum membrane organization.
GUGCAGCUGGGGCGACCUGACUCGUUCCAAACUUCUUCCCUCUCGAAGUCUUUUGCCUCUCCGAGAAUUCUGUUGUUUUAGGCGUUGCUCAUCUUUAGGAUCAUUUUCUCUGUCCCCUUCCUCUCUUGAAAAUCUGCUCCAUUCACUCACUCAAUAGAGAAGUUAAAUUGCGGUGUCAGUCUGUUGAUUAUAGAAGAACAUAAUUUCAGUAGGAAGGUUUACGUGUUUGGCUAGUCAGGUCUUCAUUGCAUUUACCUCAUUCUUUAUGAUAUGCUGGUUCAAAGGCGGGGGAAUCAAUCAUUAGCUUUGGAUGCUGACCGGAUAUAUCUCCACUUUGGAUUUUUCUGAGCAGCAAUCAUGAACAAUCAACUUCUCGAAAUCGAACCCAGGAACUGAAUUUUUGUUUCAAUUAAAGAAGCAAAGUUCAUGCUCCAUUCAGCUGGCCAAUAUAACCGAUUAUCAUGUCGCUUUCAAGGUCAAGACGACAGCACCUAAAAAAUAUUCAGUGCGACCAAAUGUUGGAGUUCUUAUGCCAAAUUCUGCUUGUAAAUUCGUAGUGACAAUGCAAGCUCCAAAGGAAGCCCCAGCAGACAUGGCGUGCAAGGACAAGUUUUUAAUCCAGAGCAUAAUUGUUCCUGUUGGAACAACCAGUGAAGAUAUUUCUUCCAGCUUGUUUGCCAAGGAUAAUGACAGACGUGUUGAAGAAAACAAGCUGAAAGUGACCCUGAUCAGCCCUAUCUCUUCACCAGAACUCUCUCCCAUCAAUGGAAACUUCAAUAGUGGUCUUGCUUAUGAAAAGAAUCAGAUAUUUGGCAGAGAGGAAAUCGUUUCCCAAGAACCCAUGGUGGUCCAGAAUGUUGAGCACGAGAUAGUUAAUGAGGAAUUAAACGAUGGAAAAAAAAACGAUGUAAAAGACAAUGAGUUGAAUGCAGAAGAAGAUGAAAGGUCAAAGACUAUGAUGGAUGCGGAGGAACUCAAACCAGAAACAGCAGAAUUAAAAGUGCCGAAAGAUGUGGAGUUCUACAAUGUAACGGAGGAUGCACAGGAAUCGAAGGCAGAAAAAGUGGCCAUGCUAAAUGUGUCAAAGAGUGCGGAGGAGCUAAAAUUAAUGGAAGCUAUUGAAGAGAUAAAGUUUAAACUUGAUAAACUUGAGUCAAAGCUGAAUGAGGCUGGAGCAACGAUAUCAAAGCUAACGGAGGAGAGCAGGCUAGGCAAUCUAGAGACUAAGGCCUUGCAGGAAAAAAUAGCAGCAUUGAGUAAGAGAGGUUCAAGGAAAGUUCAAAUCGGAUUCCCCCUUCUAUACGUCUGUAUGGUGGCACUUGUCUCUCUUUUCCUUGGAUACCGUUCUCACUCUUGAUACUUGCUCAGCAUAAUGUAUAUGCAGCUGCUAACGUUUUGAUUUAGCUUCGAGUUUGUUGGUAGCAAAAGCUUAGAAAUGUUCCAGGUUUACAUGAGGCUCAGAAAUUGUUAUACCCUAUUUUGAUGUAUUCAAGAGGAUUUGAGCCUUGUACACUAGGGGAGCGAUUGACCGAUCUAGUCCAACGUUAUCAAUGUCAUAGUUUGUGUAUAUGCGAAAUUACGCGCAUGAAAAUAUUUGUAAAGGACACAUAGAUAAAUAGCAAUCAAUCAGGCACAUGGUUCCUGCGACUAGAGGAAAUUGCUUUGAGCCACGAGAUCUGGCAACA